GCGAUAUCAAGCACAUCAAAUUGAAAUACUGUACUCUUAGGCAUUUGCCAUUGAAGCCAUGCCACCUAGCCAGCCCAAGUGCGCAGGGCAGGAUCAUCCAACUCCCCUGAGAACCAGAGUUCUCAGAGUUUCAGCCCUGGCUGCUGUGGCAUGUCUUUUAGCACCAGGACGUCCCAGCGCCUUUGUGGCUUCACCCGUCCGACUUGGACGAGUUCAACGAGCGGUCCACGUGCCGAAGGCUGCUGGCAAAGAUGCAGAUGAAGGAUUUCUUGGUGACGCUGAGGAGGAGGCUUCCGAGGAUGCGGCUUCUCCUGAGUUUUCCGUGGAGGAGAGCCCAUCAGAUGAAAGCGUCUCGCUCACGCCAACCAAGACGAAGGCUGACAUGGCCCGUGAGCGGCUGUGGAAUAUGCCCAAGGAGGUAGCUCCCUACCUUGGGGUUGCGCGUGUCACAUACCUUAACAAGGAGAAGCGCGACCGCAGCCGAAACUUAGUUGUCAUCAAGGCCAAAAACACACAGGCUGUCAUCGAAAAGUCGCAGCGAAUUAUCAAGCAUGGGACUCUAUCCAAGAUACGAAUGAAGAGGCUGAUGCGACACGGUCGGGAGAAUUUUGGUCGAGAUACUCCGUGGCAGUGGAAUCGGCCAGGUCGGCGAGCCUUUCGAAUGCGAAGUGGCAUGAAGGACUUGCGCUAUGCAGAUGAAAAAGAAAAGUAUCAAAGAAAAAAGUUGGAGCUCAGGCAACCUGACUGGAAACGGCAGCGAAAGCGCGAGAGACCAAAGAGGGACUUCAAAUGGGUCGGAAGCUCCUGGAAAUAUGGAAAAGGAACCCGCAUUGCCAGAAGGUAAUUUUUCUCAUCUUCGCCAACAAAAAAUAUGUAAUAGAUAUAAUAGAUUGACAUAUAGCUAGUUAUAAGUACAGUAUAUAUGUAUAUAUGCGCU
Durusdinium trenchii is the source of this 937-nucleotide messenger RNA. Lineage: Eukaryota; Dinophyceae; Suessiales; Symbiodiniaceae. The record is from the annotation of a GenBank genome assembly.